GGGUACACAACAGCAUGGUGGACUCGUUCCUCACCACAGUGAUAUCUGGAAUCGAGAGCGUCAUCAGGUCGGCUCUCAAGCUUCACAAGAGAAAUGGCUUCACUGACUUCUUCUCCCAUGUCGGCAGCUCCAUUGCAUCGGCCUUCUCCCCCAUGGUUGACGGUGUGAAACAGAUGGCGGCUUCAGCUGGAAAUGCCAUCAAAACAAGUGCACUAGGUUUCUCCGCGGCAGCCAAGGACUCCAUGAACCAGCUGGGCGAGAAGCUCAAGGAACACCUGCACACACUCGGCCAGCACGCGGGCAAGCUCGUGGAGCACGGAAAGAAUGCACUGAGUGCCAUGAAGGACGCAGCUGGUGAUAUCAUGAAGCAGACACUCAGCAACAUGAAAGAUCCCCUGACAGGGAUUAAACAGACCUUGACCAGCGCUGGGGGCACUAUUGUCCAGCAGGUGGUUAACGCCAUGAGUGGAGGAGACCACGCCCUAGGCGAUAAGGACACCGUCCCUACUAAUCAGUAGAUGCAGUUGUCCUCUGUUUCAUCACUUGCAUGAUCACCAGCUUCAUCCUUUCCUAAUAAAACUACAAUGGUCA
Haliotis rubra (blacklip abalone) is the source of this 591-nucleotide messenger RNA. RefSeq lists its product as uncharacterized. The record is from RefSeq and is a predicted model, not a curated record. NCBI's taxonomy places the organism in Eukaryota, Metazoa, Mollusca, Gastropoda, Lepetellida, Haliotidae. The transcript is spliced from 3 exons. The coding region runs from base 15 to 518 and encodes 167 amino acids.